This is a messenger RNA of Doryrhamphus excisus (bluestripe pipefish), 5648 nucleotides long. It is a transcript of the gene dnaaf9, whose product is annotated as dynein axonemal assembly factor 9. Lineage: Eukaryota; Metazoa; Chordata; Actinopteri; Syngnathiformes; Syngnathidae. The record is from RefSeq and is a predicted model, not a curated record.
GCGUUAAAACACAGAGAGGAGGGGGGUGAAAUCAGAUAUAUUAAACUUUGUGGACGGUUUUCUGACAUAAACAACAUUUUAAAAUAGACUAUGUCGCCGAAACAUACAAUAUUUAUUAUGUGUGUGUGCGUGGAAUCCAAGUUGACCUAAAUAUUCAUGUUACCCCUCCUCAGUUUGUAAUGGUUCGCCCCGUUGCUAUGCUAGUGUGGACGAUCUCGGUGGUGAUGGAGAAGAUGCAGCUAGCUCUCUGGCCUGGGAAAAGCGAGAUUUUAAGGAUAUAAAACAUCUCCCUGCCACACCGAGACGAUACCGAACCAUGGCCGGGAUUAGACGAGCUACUGGGAAAUACCCUGGAGUGACCCCAGCUGUCAGUUGCUGCCGCCUGCGUCAGGUUCAGUCUCUGCUGAGCGAUGGAGAUACUUCCAGUUCUGAUGGCAUCCUGUGCUCUCUUGGAAUUGACAGCCGGUACAAUGAGGGCUGCACAGAGCUGGCAAAAUACCUCUUCUAUGGCCUCUACGGAAGAAGUCCAAUCAACAUGGAACAUUCCCUGGAGGGGUUCUCAGAAGAAAUGCUGGAUGACGUCAUCCUACUGAUCAAGGCCGAGUGUGUUCACCUCUACUGCAACCCAGUCAACUUUAACUACCUGCUGCCUUAUUUGUCUCACUGGAGGAACCUGCACCUCUACUGCAUGACUGAAAUUGAGUACCAAGAUGAAGAGGCGGCAGAGGAGUUCAAAAUCUCCAGUUUUGUCACAAUGGUGCAAGACUGCCAUCGCAUCGGUGUCCCCUACAGCUCCCUUGGACAUGUGCAAAAGUUUGAUAUCUUCAUGGUGGAAAAGUGGCCCCUUAUCCAAGCCUUCGCCCUGGAGGGCAUUGGUGGAGGAAGCUUUUUCACCCUGAAGUACAAGUUGUCGGACAUGAGCGAGCAACUGUGGCAGCUUUACAGCCGACUGGACUCUGUGUCUCUGGACCAGCUGCUGGCCCAGGAUUUGAGCAGCUUUGAGAGGCAGUGGAGCAGCUUCUUCUCCAGCAUGGACCUGGAGAGUCAUCUGUCCAUUUUGGAAUUGUCUGAGGCGCAGGCAGGAGAGGCCUUCCGUCUGUAUUACUCCCAUGGACUCAUCUCAAGCAACAUCACAGACAAAAAUAAAGAGAGGCAGCCCUUCGUUUUGUUUGGUGCACACUCGUCCUCAGAAGACAUGGACAGUUAUUCCUUCAACUUUCCGUCUGAGAGUCAUCAAGUUCGCAGCACAGGACCUGCAGGUGGUGCAGCCCGACACAUGAUUUUGCAAUGUGUUGCCCCCAGAGGAGCGUUAGCCUGCUGUCGGACCUAUUUCUUUGGAACCACACACACGCCGUACCUUGGGAGUUAUCACACAAAGCCAAAGAAAACCCAAGUCUUGCUGUUGUCCGGCAUUUACUCAGCUGCUGUUCAAGCCGUUCUUGCAGGAAUCAAAUGCUUCACCAGAACUUCCAGUGCCACCAAGGCUAAAGAUGUAGCAGAACACACCUUCUUGGCCACUUUGGACUCUUUGGAUUUAAGUGCAUACUGUAGUCUUCUCAAAUCCAGAUGUGAAUUCAUCAUUCAGGCAGCCAAUAAGCAGGGGCGGCUCCUACCUCUGACCGAUGCUGCAAGCCGCUUUGUCAUAAAAAACGCCUCCAUGACAGUCUGCAACAUCCCAGACCUGCAGGGGGGUGGGGACAACCUCGGCUCUGUGGUCUUCUCUGAAGCCUUCCUAGAAUCCAGCAUCAACAUUCAACACAAAGACGGCACGGUGUCCUCAGACAGCUGCUGCACCAUCCUUACUGCAAACGUGCCUCGGUACGCCUGCUGGAUGAUGGAACCUGAUGUCAAGCAGUCUGAACUGGCCCAGCAACUUACGAAGAAUGAGGAAGACUCUUGUCUGGGAUUUGCUUUAACCAUAGCAGACCCAGCGUACAUAUUGUCCAGCAGCCAUCUUUCAGCCCCUGAAGACGGUAAAAUCAGCUUCUUCUCUGGCGGGCUUCUGUUUGUCCAUUCUCAGUACGGAAGCAUCACUAUCUCCCAGGAACACAUCAGUACCAUUCGGUUCUAUGACCCGGACCCUAGUGCGGUGUUGUCCCUCUUUGUGGACUACAAGGCCAGCCUGCUCCCUCACCUGCCCUUCCCCCUCCACAGCCCCGACCAGUGCCUGGUCUUUGCCCUUCAGCCCAAGUCAAAGGGUUGCAGGUGCUUCUACUCCAAGGUUUUGCUAGAGUGGCCAAGUGCUGAAUCUGGACUCACCGUGCACUCGGUGGACCAGGACCAGCUGACGUGGAGUCACAAAAGCAUGCACAGUAGGCUGCAACAGCUGCAUGAUGGUCAGGAGCCCCCAGUGGCCAAACGCAGAGGCACCCUGAAGACAUUACACUCACAUCAGCCAGAGCAGGACAUGUUCCUGCAACACUUUUCCCUGAGCAGCAUCGACGAGGAGCCUAUACUGUUUGACCACCUGGGGGCACUCUUCCCUUCCGCAAAGCUGAGCAGGAACUCCAGCAGCCAGGGAGACACCAAGGUUGUCAUCACUGUUAUCAGCGGGCUACCAGGAAGCCACAAGGAGACGCUCUGCGACUUCCUGGUCCGGCUGAACAGAGAAUACGGAAGGUGGUUGGUGUAUCCACCGGCUGCUGACCCCUGCGACGUCUUCUCAGCCUCUCACCUGCAGGACUUUUUAUCUGACUUCUCAGAGAACCAUAAGAGGACCCUGGGAGGCAAGUGGCGCCUGUUGGUGCUCUCACCUGGAUACAUAGAUGUUCUAGAUGUUGUUCGGGCUGUGCUUUUCCACCCGGAUCCUGUUGUCCAGGCCUAUUUUACCAUCGGCGCUGUUACUGCCUGCGUUGAUCCACUGGCCUCCUGCAUGGAGCACAGGUUUGCCUUUCCUAAACUGUUGGAGCAGUGUAGCCAAGGUAUCGUAAGUGUGGUGGUGUUCACCGGGCCUGCGGCAGAGCAGACGCACCCCCUGGUGCAGCACAUUCAGCAGUUGGUACGCACCGCCAACCCCAGCGCAGCCUUCGUCCUGGCAGCGAGGGGAGCGGUCACCAGGAAUGAAGACGUCAAGCUAAUUUUGUCUGAGAGCAGCUUCAAUGGACCUCAGAUGCUGAGAGCACGUUAUGUCCUCUACCCAGGCUGGUGCACAGGGCGCUUCCUGUCUGGCUCUGGGUCUCUGGUCCUCGGCCAGCAUCGCGUGGCUUUCAGCCGGCCUCUUGAGAGGCCUCUAUUUCUGGUCCGCUGUAAAGCUCUCAAGGCAUCACUGAGGCCGAGCCCCUUCCGAGGGAAUGUCUACAAUCUUUCUGGAAAAGUCAGGUUUUCUGACUCUCAGCAUGUGAUGGAGGUGAGCUACAACACUGUGACCGGUAACCUCAUCAUCAUCCCGGAGCAGAGCGUCGACCCCUUGAUUCAAGCGGGCGUUCAAAGGAACGAUUCGCCGUGCUUCCUGGUCUUUGAUGGGGUCAGCCUGGCUGAGGACGGACUCAAGGACUGGCUCAGGCUGUGCACCAAGCAGAGACAGACCAAGAAGCCUCAAAAAACUGAAGCAACUCUUUCACCGCAAGAAAUCAAGAACAUUCACAUGAGCAGACACUUGGACCCACUGCCACCAGGAUUCUUCUACAACGGUUAUCAAUAUGUGGACAUCUUUGGAGAGAAAAGAAACAGUCAUCCCAACAUGGACGAGUUCAUCAAGGAGUACGUGGCUGAGGCCAACAAAGACAUCGAGCUGUUCAACCGCCAGCUGGAGCUGCAGGUGCAACCGGACCUGUUUGAUCCUUGAAGGAGAGCCACAUGUGGAAUCACGCCAUCUGUCGGUCUAAUUUAACGCCUUUGGGGAGGGGGGCCGGGGGGUCAGGGAGGGCACGGGGGUCACUGAGCACUUAACUACAAAUCCUUUCUUUCUGGUGCCAAGUGCAGGCGAGUUUCGGAUAUGUUGUGACGCGUGUUUGCACCAUGAAAGUCGUCCACUCCGCCACCACACCGGCAUGCCACGCAGCCAGACACGAUGUAAGGGAAUUUCCAUUCCAAUUUCCGACAACCCUGCUGCAGCUUGCGCCUUUGUGUUUAUCGCAUGUGGCAAGUUAAUGCCUCUAUUUCUGGCCCGACGUGAAUAGCCGUAUGAUUCCGGUGGGCUCCCUGGUGGGGUUUCUCAAGAAUUGUCGUCACCCAAUCUGCCGAGCACCUGUCUACUCGUCUGCGUGCCGCGCUCGGCUGCCGAGAUGUAAACACAGCACAAUCUGUGUGCUGUUGAGACAACAGUGCUACGCGCCAGCCCCACGUUUUAUUUUAAGACUUCCCGCCGUGAAUCUAAUGAAAGUGCAAUUAAGCAAACGCGGGUCCCCGCAGCAUCAUCUCAGAACAGCUGAGGCCGGUGUUGUGUCCACCAGAAUCUUCUCCUCUGUUACCAGGAAGAAAGCAGAUUUUAGAGAUAAACGCAAGCUAAGCCUUGCUGCACAUCACACAUCUAGCACUAGCACGUCUUCCUAUAGCAUUAGCAAUAAGAGCUAAGCUAAAGCUGGAUUUGUCUAACAAUCACUGAGGCAUUCCAUGUCGCUGUUAAAACACAAGACAGUUUACUGGCGCUUGUCAUAAAAACAAAACUGUGCCGUCACAGCCAAAACAUUGCUGAGUUUUGACCCCCUCCAAAAAUGUGACAUCGCCUCCCUCAUUUCAAACCGUGUUGUAGCACACAGUGUGGCAUGAAAGGUCCAUUUCAAAGGAACCCAAUUUGACCCUUGACCCCAGCUACCUGGUGUUGACAAUGAAGAGUUGCUGUCGCUUACGGUAGACCGAUGCUACGUUCAGGACGGCUGGGAAGUCGGACAUAUCCCACAUGCAGCUUACGGGGUCUGAACACCAAACAUAUCAGUCAGAUGUGAGCAAAAAACAUGGCUGACGACCAGGAUAAGCCAGUAUUUCUCAGCAAAAAACAAAUCAGUUUUGUAAAAUACGACAUCAAAUAAGAUAGUAAACAUGAUAUAUUGAUAUAGAUACAUCAGGGGUGUCCAAACCUUUUCCAGCAAGGACCACAUAGAGAAAAAUGUAACACGGGGGACCCUUUUGUACAUUAAAGAUGCUAAAAGCAAUACUGUGUAGUUCAAUACCCUCGCUACUUUAUGCUGCAAAUUUAAUGCUCUUUUGUAGUUGAAUUCAGCUUAUUAUUAAUAAUAAAAAACAGCAAAUGUUACGUAUUUUAUGCCUAAAUUGAGAAUUUUCAAAUAUAAACUAUGUGAUGAUCAUUAGGUGUCAGUAAUGUUACUGUAAUUAACAGGUACAAUAAUGCCUAACAGGAGCUACUGUUGCGGCCGUAACCGACGGCAGGCUAAAACUCAUCUCUGAAUCGCCGAGGUCACUUCCUCACUUGGCUACCGUCGGGACUUACAGCAACAUACACGACAACGUGAGUCUUAUUUUGUCUUAAAUGGCUUAUUUACUGUUAUUAUGCCGACUAUAUUUAGUAAUACAAGUGUAAAUAUGACUGUAGGGGUGUUAUUUCAUGUCUAGAAGACUCUAAUUUUUCUAAGCCGUUGGCCAAUAUUGAAGGAUUUGCACUGUGGACACCCCUGAUGUACACAAUAAUGAGCUUGCCAAGCAGGUGAAGUCAAUUGAGUUAUAUAUAUAUAUAUAUAUAUAUAUAUAUAUAU